Messenger RNA from Candida dubliniensis CD36, 681 nucleotides. RefSeq lists its product as uncharacterized. NCBI's taxonomy places the organism in Eukaryota, Fungi, Ascomycota, Pichiomycetes, Serinales, Debaryomycetaceae. Gene Ontology annotation, biological process: protein targeting to membrane; peptidyl-L-cysteine S-palmitoylation. The record is from RefSeq and is a predicted model, not a curated record. The coding region runs from base 1 to 681 and encodes 226 amino acids. Gene Ontology annotation, cellular component: extrinsic component of endoplasmic reticulum membrane; endoplasmic reticulum palmitoyltransferase complex. The transcript has 2 exons.
AUGAAUGAGACCAAGACAGAUUCUUCUGUCAUUCCAGAUCAAUCUAUUCAAGAGUUGGUUUUUUUCAACUAUCACGAAUAUUUGGUUCCAGGUUCAGAUGACACUUCAUUAGUGAUUAAUCAUUUCCCAAAUACACACACAGUCCUUUCCUCCAGCUCCUUUAAUGAAACUAGAAUCAUUCGGAUUCCUCGUGUAUAUCAUACAGUUCAAUUUCCUGAUUUAAUCCCACAAUUUUCAAGUUACUACCCCGGCACAGAGCCAGGUGCAAUCACUCUGACACAAUCUACCAGUGGAUCUUUUGAGGGUAAUAAUUUUAAUGAAAGCUCGUCAAUUCCCAGUUUGGAAGGCAUUAUACUGAAGAAUGAAUUUGAAAAUAUAGUCAACCUAGUCAAUGAAUCACUUGUGGUUGCAUUUAAUCCAAUGAGCAAGAGAAUAUUACUUGAAAACUUAUUGGAUCUACUAUCUGGAGGGUUGUUUGUGGGUUUAUUAAAUUUACUUGGGAUUUAUUCAUUUACGAAAAGAAAACUAAUCGAUCUAGAAAACCAAAUCAAUUCUAUUAACCAAAUUAAUGAAAAGAAGGGUGUAGACUUUAAGAUUAUAUCGCCAAGAGUCACUGGAUAUUUAUCUGUAAAUGUUAAAGAAUACAUGAAAAAUCUAUACUGGGCGACAAUGUGGUGGUGA